AACUACGAGUGAAAUUUCCAGGGCAGUAAAUUCAAUUGAAUGGGAACAGAAAACAAUUGAUCAGAUUGAGGAACGACUUGUGAGACGUCACUUAUGUUGAUAUUUACAGUUCUCAGUUCUCAGGUUGUGUUUCUUCUUCAUAAAGUGGAUUGUUAUUGAAAGAUAUCGGAGCUGAUUGCAUUGGGUUGUUUUCUACUGUCAAUCAGCUGACGAAGAAGAAGAAAAGGUGAAGUGGAACUAUUGAAUUAGAGUGACAGAUUAAUUUGGGGAGAUCAACAUGUUGAUUAGAAGAUUCUGCAAUUUACUGAAAUCUCCGGGACAUCGGCAUCUUGUCGCAAGGAAUUUAAACCUUGUUCCGAUCGUUGUGGAGCAAACGGGUCGGGGUGAGAGGGCUUAUGACAUUUAUUCGAGACUUCUGAAGGAGAGAAUUAUUUGCCUCAUGGGACCAAUAACAGACGAUAUAUCAUCGUUAGUAGUCGCUCAACUUUUGUUCCUGCAAUCAGAAAGCAGUAAAAAGCCCAUUCAUCUGUACAUAAAUUCUCCUGGAGGUAGUGUAACAGCAGGACUUGGAAUUUAUGAUACAAUGCAGUACGUACUGCCACCAGUAGCAACGUGGUGCGUUGGACAAGCGUGCUCGAUGGCGAGUUUACUGCUGGCUGCUGGGGCCCCUGGAAUGCGCCAUUCAUUGCCCAAUGCUAGGAUUAUGAUACACCAGCCGUCUGGUGGAGUCCAAGGACAGGCUACCGACAUUCAGAUACAGGCAGAGGAGAUUUUGAAGCUUAAGAAACAGAUCAAUCAACUUUAUGUCAAACACACCGGACUUGAACUGCUUAGGAUAGAAAAUAGUAUGGAACGAGAUAAAUUCAUGUCGCCCGUGGAUGCCAAAGAAUUCGGAAUAAUAGAUAAAAUUCUGGAGCAUCCACUCCAAGAAAAAGACGAAGUGGAUGCCACAAGGACGACGGUGUGAAAACUCGAAUGUUAAUAAACACACAACAGCAAAAAACAUUGCGGUAAAUUGUUAAUGUUUAAUAAUAAAAUAUUUAACCAUAAAAAAUGUUAUAAA
This is a messenger RNA of Diachasmimorpha longicaudata, 1063 nucleotides long. RefSeq names its product ATP-dependent Clp protease proteolytic subunit, mitochondrial (gene ClpP). Gene Ontology annotation, biological process: protein quality control for misfolded or incompletely synthesized proteins. The transcript is spliced from 4 exons. Bases 278 to 967 code for a protein of 229 amino acids. The record is from RefSeq and is a predicted model, not a curated record. Gene Ontology annotation, cellular component: endopeptidase Clp complex. Lineage: Eukaryota; Metazoa; Arthropoda; Insecta; Hymenoptera; Braconidae. Gene Ontology annotation, molecular function: ATPase binding; ATP-dependent peptidase activity; serine-type endopeptidase activity.